Molecule: messenger RNA, 2779 nt
Organism: Bactrocera tryoni
Lineage: Eukaryota; Metazoa; Arthropoda; Insecta; Diptera; Tephritidae
Exons: 5
Coding region: 101-2779 (892 amino acids)
Biological process (GO): proteolysis
Molecular function (GO): serine-type endopeptidase activity
Source: RefSeq, a predicted model, not a curated record
AUUGUGGACAAAUUAAGCAUUUACGAGUGUUAAGUGAUAUUUAUUUUUAUUUCGAAACCUAAUUCAGGCGAAACAAGCAAGAAGCACAGACGCCUGCACUAUGAGAUUAACACAUCAUUUGGCUUUUAUGGCCGCCAUACUGCUGGCAGGCUCUGCUCUCAGCAACGCUGAGGAAUCAACUUGGGGUGGCGGCUGGGAACCCACGAAGGAGUCAAUGCUCAGCAGACGCUCAGCGGAGUCUGAGAAAACAGAUGCCGCUGCAGUGCAGCCCGUAGAGGUACAGGGUCGUAAUUAUGGUGUGCAUGAAGCGAUCUACAGCAACGACACGAAUACCGACAUCAAUGCCAUUAUCGAUCAAAUUAUCAAUUCACGACGCGAAGGACGUAUUUUAGGCGAUUACGAUCAAGUGUAUGCCGAUGGUAAUAUCGAUCAAGCGCUGCAACAAGGUGACGAUUUGCAAGCACGCAAUCUUAUACGCGAUAAGCUUUGCGGACUGGGUUUAAUGAGUUGUGAUGUUGAAGAGAAGCGUCCUUACUACUCAACCAUCUACGCACAAGGUCCACCACCAUCAUCAUUUGGUGGCGGUCCAUAUGGACCGGCCAGACCUAUGCCACCACCCGGUCACUUCAACAGCCGUCCUCCACCACCACCCCCAUCGUCUUUGAACUCUUUUGGACCACCACGUAAGGUAGGUUAUGAAGGCGCUUACAAACCACCUUUCCGUCCGUCGGGUCCUGGCGGUCCGGUAUAUAACGGCCCAUAUUUGGAAAAUCCACCACCAUCCGCAAUUGGCACGACAGGUCCAAACACCUUUAACAAACCUCCACCUGGCGCUAUUAUUUAUGGCAGUAAACCACCAGGCCCAGUAUAUACUGGUAAUUCCGAUGCACCACCACCACCGUAUGCCUUUGAAAAUCCUAUCGGUGAGAAAAUUCAGGCUUCUGGUUCCUCCCAAACAAAUUUCUAUGCACAUCAAUCAUCUUCGGCCUCUUCAGCUUCGUCUUCGAAAGUAGUUGUUGGUAACUUGAAUGCCAUACCAGUGUCAGCGCCUGCCGGUGGCUUGCAGCAGCAUGUACACCACCAUUUCCACCAUGUCGAGGGCGGUGAAGCUAGCGCUAAGGUGCCUACAGUACCCAUACCAAUUGGCGCUGGCCAAUCGAUCAACACCGACUUUUCGGCUCUUGCACAAUCAUCGGCUUCCUUCACACCACAAACACAAGGUGGCUUCACCGAAUCGAAUGCAUUUAAUGCCGGCUAUAAUGGUGCAUCACAAGGUGGUUUGCUCUCACAGGCGGUAGCUAACAGUUUCGGCAACUACGAGAAACCCAACACUGACCUUUACAAACCUACAGGAGGUUUAGGUAGCUUUGGUAAUAGCGGAUUUGCGCAAUCAUCCAAUUUCGGCCAAUCGAGCAAUUUUGGACAAUCCAACAACUUCGGACAGGCCAGCGGCAGCUACCACAGUCAGAAUCCCGACUAUUAUAAGAAAGAGUUACAAAACUUUGGCGGCAUUGGUACUUCGGCCGGUUACAACGGCAUCGGCAACAGUUUGGGUGGUCAAUACCAAGGUGGAUAUGAUACGUCACGUCAACAAAUCGUGGAUUGUCAGUGUGUGCCAUUUAAUCAAUGCCCUGCUGCCGAUCGUAUUGGACGUAAAGAAGAUUUGAUUUUAGCCAUCGAUCCGCGUAAUUUGGGUAAAGACAUUGAAGCUCUGGGUGAUGAAACUGCAACAAAUGCGACCGUUAGCGCAACUGAGGAUAAAAAGGAAGAAAAGAAAGAACAGAAAGAUGAGGAGAGUAAACGCAGCAAACGUCAGGCGACGGCCGAAGAUAAACAGUCCGAUGAUGGUGCAGCCGAUCUACCGCUGGAUGCUGAAGGGCGCGCUUAUUAUGGCAAUCGUCCAGUUGAGAAGACUUGCCGCGUCAACGAAGUCUGCUGCCGUCGUCCAUUACGUCCAGCCCCACAACAACAACUUGGUCGCUGUGGUACACGCAACGCUGCUGGCAUCACUGGCCGUAUCAAGAACCCAUCAUACAUCGAUGGCGACAGUGAGUUCGGCGAAUAUCCAUGGCACGUGGCCAUCUUAAAGAAGGAUCCCAAAGAAUCGAUUUACGCUUGCGGCGGCACACUGAUCGAUGCACAACACGUAAUCACUGCGGCUCAUUGCAUUAAAUCGCAAAACGGUUUCGACUUGCGCGCUCGUCUAGGUGAAUGGGAUGUUAACCACGAUGUCGAAUUCUUCCCAUACAUCGAACGUGAUGUGGUCUCAGUACAUAUUCAUCCCGAAUACUACGCUGGUACUUUGGACAAUGAUUUGGCCCUACUGAAACUGGAUCAUCCCGUUGACUUCACCAAGAACCCACACAUCAGUCCAGCUUGUUUGCCUGACAAAUUUUCCGACUUCACCGGCUCCCGCUGCUGGACCACUGGCUGGGGUAAAGAUGCUUUCGGCGAUCACGGCAAAUACCAGAAUAUUCUGAAAGAGGUCGAUGUUCCAAUUUUGUCUCAUCACCAAUGCGAAUCGCAAUUGCGUCAAACUCGUCUCGGCUACAAUUACAAACUCAAUCCCGGUUUCGUUUGCGCUGGCGGCGAAGAGGGCAAGGAUGCAUGCAAAGGUGACGGUGGCGGCCCAUUGGUGUGCGAACGCAACGGCAUCUGGAAUGUGGUCGGUGUUGUGUCCUGGGGCAUCGGUUGCGGUCAAGCCAAUGUGCCCGGUGUGUAUGUGCGCGUUUCGCACUACUUGGACUGGAUUCGCCAAAUUACGCAAUACUAUAAAUGA